UAACGAUCAGUCGCUUUUGUGUUGUUGCUCGGGAAACAGCGAAAGCUUCAUUUCGCCAGCCGAACGGUAUAGGAAUGGUUCGAUCGAUCUGGGGAAAAUGUUGCAACGACGAAGUGGAAAUAAUUUACUAUGAUGAACAGUAUCGGGAACGGUCGUUGAAUGUCCUGCGGAAAUCCUUCUUUGUUCAUGAAGCAGUUUGCAUUGGUUCAGAGGUUAAUAUUGAUCCCCAAGCUCAGAAGGAUUUAGAGCAACUCUGCUUAGAUGUUGCUCGCAGCGGGACGUCCCUGAUAGCGAGACAUGUGCCUAGCAAUGAAAUUGUCGGCGUUUCCUUCAAUGUGCUACAGACGCCCAGUGCACCCGAUGACGCCAAUUACUUUGAAUCGUUUCGUGAUAAUCACUGUAUCUCAGAAUGCUCCAAAAACCUUAUGCAAUACAUGAUAACGAUGGACUCUAAAGUUGAUCUGUUUAAAAAAUUCAAUAUAAAUUGUCUACUUGAGAUAAUGUUUUUAGCAACGGUACCCGAUUUCGAAGGUAAAGGCGUUGGAACCAAACUAGUUGAAUGUUCAGUCGAACUUGCGAGAAGUUUGAAGAACGGUGAAGCAAAUGAAUCCAAACACAAACGGCCUGAACUAGUUUCCUCUCUGUUCACAUCGAGAAUCUCGCAGAAAGUUGGUACGAAAAAUGGAUUCAAACAAGUGAAUGAAGUGCCACAUGGGGAGUUCGUGUUUCGUGGUAAAUCAUACAGUGAACGGAUUGGACCCGACCAUCCAACUUCAGUAUUAGUAAUCAAAGAGAUUUAAUCUUUCGAUUACGCAACACCGUAACCGGGAUGCAUAGUGCUAAUUCACGUAUUUACUGAUAAGUUAACAAUUUUAUUUUCUGGAGAACACGUUCUCGUCUGUUAUCGCUGUUUUUUUUUCACAAUAUUCGCGGCAUUUCUGAUAAGUUCAAUGUCUCAUUUUGUACGUCACUUACCUAUGCAAAAUAUGGAGUUUACACAUAUGAUCCUAUAACAUAUAAAAUGACAGAUUUUUUAUUUGGUCGCAAAACUUUUUCAAUAUUUGAUUGAUAUUAAGUUUAUUUCUUUUUUCAACACAAAAGAAAAAAAAAGUAAUAAAAACAAGAAUGUUCAAUAAGUGUU
Messenger RNA from Toxorhynchites rutilus septentrionalis, 1141 nucleotides. RefSeq lists its product as uncharacterized. Lineage: Eukaryota; Metazoa; Arthropoda; Insecta; Diptera; Culicidae. The record is from RefSeq and is a predicted model, not a curated record. Gene Ontology annotation, molecular function: N-acetyltransferase activity. The transcript has 2 exons. Bases 75 to 800 code for a protein of 241 amino acids.